UGUGUCUGUGUUUAUAAAGUCCACACUAAACCAGGAACUACACACUCCGGAGUUGCUCAUACACAGAGAGUGUGUGUGCACACGCGUGAUUGUGUGUAUGAGUGUGUAAGUGUGUGAGAAAUGGAGGUUUCCAUGGUGACCCUGUUGGCAUCUCUGUGGAUGAAGACGUUGUUGAACUGGGUGGUGUUGGUGGUGCAGAAGGGUCAUGUGGGGCGGAGCUUCUGGAGCAUGUUCUGCGUGUCAGUGGCGUUGGGCGACACCCUCCUGGACCUGAGCGUCACCUGUGUGUUCCUGGCGCAGGACGUUCAGGUGUUCGGGCUGCACCUCACUAAGUACCACGUGUGUGUCCUGGUGCAGGCGGCGUGUUCUGUCCAGGGGGUUCUGCACUGGCCCGUCUUCAUCCUCUCUGGACUGGACGUCCUGUGGAGCAGGCGCCGUUCCUGUCCACGUUCCCCGCAAAUGCUGGUCCACACCACCGCUGUCUUCCUGCUGUGGACUCUGGCCGUGAUGUACAUCUUCACCGUCCCCGAUUCCCACCCGCUUAUGAGAGACGAGGACAAUCACGUCACCCUGCAGCGCUGUCAAGUAACGGGCGGGGCUCAGAGCCGGCAGGUGGCCUGGGCGUCGUUGUUAACGCUGGUGGGUGUGGCCUGCUACAUGCGCUCCUCUGUGAGGUCAACGAACACCGAACAGCUGAGGGAGUGUGUGUGUCACUUCCUGUCCACCUGGAGCUCCUUCCUGUUCCUGCUGCUCUUCAUCUUGGCGUCCGGGACAGAAGUUCCUCCGUACCUGGACAUGAACAGCGUGUGGCUGUGUUUCAUUCACAGUCUGCUCACUGCAGUGGCCCUGACGAGCUGCAGCUGCGUUUUCUGCACUCACACGCAGGACGACACGUGGAAGAGCUGCACAGGUCUCACACGCAUCUGCUUUUUGAGGGACAAAUCGGGUUUCACUGCGGAAACGCUUCCAGCACAGACACUUCACACUCGGAGACUCGCCUGA
Messenger RNA from Ictalurus furcatus (blue catfish), 1002 nucleotides. RefSeq names its product G protein-coupled receptor 160 (gene gpr160). Lineage: Eukaryota; Metazoa; Chordata; Actinopteri; Siluriformes; Ictaluridae. The transcript has a single exon. Gene Ontology annotation, cellular component: signaling receptor complex; plasma membrane. The coding region runs from base 121 to 1002 and encodes 293 amino acids. The record is from RefSeq and is a predicted model, not a curated record.